AUGGAAGACGAAAACGGCAAAGCUGUCGCGGAGCAACAUGAACAGGUUCUCGAAGGUGUCUUUGCCGUAGCGAAACCUGCGCAUGUCUCCUCAGCAGACGUCCUUCUCAAACUCCAGUCGACAUUUGCUUCCUCAGAUACAUUUGAGCCACUGCUGAAGCACCAGCCCAAACGUACCAGCAAAUCCUCGGACCAAGUAUUCCGCCUAGGCCAUGGCGGUACCCUCGAUCCCCUGGCCUCUGGCGUUCUCAUCGUAGGAAUCGGGCGUGGCACAAAAUCGCUGUCACAGUACCUAGCAUGUACCAAAACUUAUGAAACCAUGGUUUUGUUCGGCGUAAGUACUGAUAGUUAUGACUGCACGGGAACUAUCACCGAAAAAGCAGACACCUCGCACGUCACCCGUGAGCUAGUCGAAGAAAAGCUUCACAACUUUCGAGGAACGAUACAGCAAGUUCCUCCAGUGUACUCUGCGCUGAAAAUCAAUGGCAUCAAGGCUUGUGAGUACGUGCGACAGGGCAAGGAAUUGCCGAGAGAGUUGGAAAGUAGGGAGAUGCAAGUCGAUGAGUGUACGCUGCUGGGCUGGUGUGAUUUCGGACAGCGUACCUACUGUUUUCCCGGCGAGACAACUUCAGUACCAGCAUGCGCAGCGCGUAUCAGAUUGACAGUUUCUUCUGGCUUCUACGUCCGCAGCUUUGCGCACGAUCUGGGUAUCGCAUGCAACACCGUUUCGCACAUGGCUUCGCUGGAGCGUACACGGCAAGCCAAUUUCACCGUCGAGUCAUCACCUUUGUCAUCAGAGCUCGUCGCGGCCAUCACAUAUGCUGAAUUGGAUGCCGGUGAGUCUACCUGGGGCCCAAAGCUCAGGCCGCAGCUUGAGAAAUGGGUCGUCGCCAACCCGGUCAAACUAGGCCAUGUCAACGGACGAGAGGGAAGCGCGAAAAGGAAGAUGGCACAAGAGGGUGAAGCAAAGCCUAGGCAGCGAUUCCGCGGGGAAUGGGUAGCCGAGACGAAGAAAGAGAGGAUCAAGCAGCAAGGUGGCAAGUACAAGGGUAAAUGGGGACGGAAGCCCGACGUUGAAGAAGUCUUCAGACACUGA
Alternaria rosae is the source of this 1095-nucleotide messenger RNA. Its product is annotated as tRNA pseudouridine synthase B. Gene Ontology annotation, biological process: tRNA modification; mRNA pseudouridine synthesis. Gene Ontology annotation, cellular component: mitochondrion. NCBI's taxonomy places the organism in Eukaryota, Fungi, Ascomycota, Dothideomycetes, Pleosporales, Pleosporaceae. The coding region runs from base 1 to 1095 and encodes 364 amino acids. The record is from RefSeq and is a predicted model, not a curated record. The transcript is spliced from 2 exons. Gene Ontology annotation, molecular function: RNA binding; pseudouridine synthase activity.